Molecule: messenger RNA, 951 nt
Organism: Lampris incognitus (smalleye Pacific opah)
Lineage: Eukaryota; Metazoa; Chordata; Actinopteri; Lampriformes; Lampridae
Gene: car15
Product: carbonic anhydrase 15
Exons: 8
Coding region: 1-951 (316 amino acids)
Cellular component (GO): plasma membrane
Molecular function (GO): zinc ion binding; carbonate dehydratase activity
Source: RefSeq, a predicted model, not a curated record
AUGAUUCUGACAGCUUCUGUCCUAAUGAUUGCUAUUGCCUACUCUAACUCAGAAGAUUUCUGUUACGAUGAAGACUACUGUGAUCCCUAUGCAUGGGGGGACACUUUUCCAUCCUGUCACCCCUUGCUUGAAGAACACCACUCCCCAAUUAACUUGAACGGCCAGAUGACCAGAAAUGAAUCAUUGGGGCCAUUGCGGUUUGAAGGAUUUGAUGCUGUCCAACCAGGUCACUGGACACUGGUAAACAACGGACACUCUGUUGUUUUGGAGUUGGGCAGUGGUAUGUCAGUCAGUGGUGGAAGUCUCCCAGGUGUGUUUCAGACCAUCCAACUGCAUUUUCACUGGGGAAGUCCCUCCUCUAAUGGCUCUGAGCACACAAUAGACAGGCACAGAUACCCAAUGGAGAUGCACAUAGUCAACAUGAAGUCUAUCCAUCCCAACUUGUCUGCUGCCUUGGACGACCCCACUGGCCUUGCUGUUCUUGGAUUCUUUAUUGACGUUGCCUAUGCAGACAAUGUGCACUUUGGUCACGUAACUCAGAAACUUUCCGCUGUCGCUUACAAAGGUCAAAAGACUUCAAUCAAGCCAUUUCCACUGAUGAACCUCUUGCCUGAGCAUAAUAUGAGCCAGUAUUACCGUUACCAUGGCAGCCUGACCACGCCUCCCUGUUCUCCAGUGGUUGUGUGGACUCUGUAUGAAGUGCCUGUCUACAUCUCCUGGUCACAACUGGAGCAGUUUGACGCAGGAAUCUAUUCCACAGGGAAGGAUGCAGAGCAUGCAACACGCCUCCACAACAACUUCCGACACAUCCACCCUACCUUCAGUCGCGUCAUUUAUGCAUCCAAAGAUGCCAAAAUUCUCAAAGGGAAAGCAGCUCAUUUCUUCAGUUCAGCGUUUUCACUAUUUUUUCUUCAAAUAGCUUUGCUUGGAGGCUUUAUUUCUGAACUUUAG